AUGGACAGUUCUUUACACGGGAGAGGGCAAAGCCAUUUCCCUCGACUUCUCUCCAAAAGUCUUGAUGGUAAAACAAUGCAGUCCUAUGUCAGGGAGGACCCCCUUUCUAAGAGCCGCAUGCCCCCGGGACAGCAGAAUCGAGCCGAAUGCACGGACAUCGCCAGCCAGUGGCCGAAGACAGAUGAAAGGGAGGCCCUGCGUGGACUAAACGAACGCUUUGCUGGUUUCAUCGACAAGGUUCGCCAGCUGGAAAGUGAGAAUAAAGUACUGGAAAACGAAAUACAGCAACUCCGAGAAAAACAAGCCACUUCGACUACACUUUACGAAGGGAUGUGUGAAGCCGAAAUAAAAGAGCUCCGAGAAAUCGUUUGUGAAAUCAGCUCGCAAAAAACUAAGGUCGAGAUCGAAAAACAGAACCUGGAAGAAGACUUCAGUCUGCUGAGAGGAAGAUAUGAAAAUGAAGCUCAAAAACGAGCAAGUACCGAAGCAAAGAUCGCCGUUGUGAAAAAGGAUCUCGGGGGCACCCGACUUUCCAAAAUCGACCUGGAAACGAAGUUGCAAGCGCUUGUGGAGGAAAUCAUUUUUCUGAAAGAAAACCACAACCAGGAGGUGUCGGAACUGCAGGCCCAAAUCCAAGAAGCUCAGCUUACGGUAGAAGAGAAUUUUGCAAAGCCGGAUAUAACAGCAACUUUAAAAGACAUCAGAGAACAGCUGGCGGGUCAAAGCAACGCCACAACGCAGCAGAUUGAGCAGUGGUUCAAGACGAGGAUGGCGAGUAUGGCCCAGAUAGCAGACGUGAAUAGCGAAUCACUUCAGGCUAGCAAAGAUCACAUCCAGGAACUAAAACGUCAGUGGCAAAUAAAAAGUGGAGAGCUGGAAAGAGCCAGAAAGAUCAAGGACGAGUUAGAGAUGCAAAUCCAGGAUCUGGAAGGGAGACAUGAGGCGGACGUCGCUCAAUACCGGGAAACAGUGCAACUGUUAGAGAAUGAACUUCAAGUCACUAAGUCUGUAAUCUAUGGCCAUCUGAAGGAAUACCAAGAAUUGCUAAAUAUUAAAAUGGCCUUAGAUGUGGAAAUCACCUCCUACAGGAAACUUUUAGAAGACGAGGAAUUCAAAUUUUGCACUGGCACUGAAGAUCUUCUUGCUCCACGUGCUCUGUGCAGACAGCCUGUCUUGUAUUCUGUGCCAAGUCUGAAGAAACAAAAGCCUGUUUCUCCCAUUCAAGAACUGCAAUCCAAGUCAAUCGGAGACACCAUUACUGAAGCCACCAAGGAAGACAACUUAACAGAAAUUGAAGAUACAGAUGCAGAGGAAAUUGUGAGUGAAGAAGAAAAAUUGGAGGAGAAAAGUCUAGAAAUUGAAGAUUUUAGAGAUAAAGAUGUGGACCUCAAUGUUGGUAAAGAUGAUGAAGAUAAAAUCAAGUUAAUGGAUUAUGCAGGCAAAGACGAUAAGGUAAAUGACAGCAUGUUUAAACAAGACAAACAGACUGAAGACAUGGCUAUAGAACAAAGUGAAGAGAAGGAAGAUGAAAUUAUAACAACAGAGAUUGUGACUAUCAGCAAGACCAGCAGUUUGAGAGAACAAACAGCACCCGAGAAUCUCGCCAAAAGUGCAGAAAAUGAAACCCAUAAAGAAGAAGAAGAGAGUUCAAAGGAUAGUGAUGUGACAAACAUGGGAGAUGAGCAAUAUGAAGAGCAUGCGUUACAUGUUGAACCUGAGCAGAACAGACAAUUACAAGAUGCCAUGCUUCAGAGUGAAUGCCCACCAUCUGGAGAGGAAUACACACAUGAAGAGCCACACAUCGAGGGAGAAAUAUCAAAAGAGAGUGCAGAUUCUGAUGUACAGAAUACUGAAAAGCAGAAAGCCCAUGAAGAUCUGAAGGAGGAAGAAACAGCAACCAAUGAGAUGAUGGGAGAAAGUCACCAUAAGGCCAUUUCCAAGGUGAAUGUUGAUGGAGAAGCACUGCAUGACGCUUCCACAGAAGAUGAAACAACAAAAUCAAGCCAGUUGUGCCUAUUGGAAGACAGCAAAAUUGCAAACCAAGAAACAUUUAGCAUUCUGACAAGGGAAGAACAAGAUGGAAAUGAUGGGCCAGGAGAAGAUGUAGAAGAAAUUACUUCCAGAAGAAAAGAAGUUAGCUCUGAAACAUUGAAAACUGAAAAUGUGGAGUAUGAAGAAAUAUCCAAGGAGAAUUAUAGGCAAAAAGAAUUAAAGGAAGACAAUGAAGCAAAAAAAGAACUGGAGCAGGCAACCAAAGGAAAAGAGAUUCAGAAACCAGAAAUCUGCAAGUCUCCCGAUAAAGAAGGAGAAUAUCAUGACAAGGGGAAGGCCGAUGUAAUUUCGGAAGAGUUCAAAACUGAGGAAGUUGGGGCAGAACUGAGAGAGCCACAAAGAGAACAGGAGAUCACAGCUGGCGUGGUAGAUAUACACAGGAAAGAAGACAACACUGAACAAGAGAAAAGACCUGACACCAGAGAUCAAGCAGAAGAUGAGCAAGAAGUUUUACUCGGUGUACCUGUGACCAAGGAAAAUAUGGAGGUCACACAUGAAGACACUAGCAAAGCAAGGGAAGUCCUGGUCUCAACUUGUUGGACAACUGGUGAUGAUGAAGAGGUCACAGAACCAAAAUAUGACCGGGAUGGGAAGGCUGAAGAAGAAGAAACAAACACCUUGAUAAUCCAAACACUGUCAGGUGGACAAUUGACAGGAAUGGAGGAACUGGAAGAACUGGAAGGGAGUAGCCAAGUGUUCUCGGAGAAUGGAGAAAACAUCGGCCAAGCACUUAGGGACACCCCAUCAGAAUAUGGACAAGGGACAGCAUUGAGUGUACAGGAACAAACAGAGGAAAGCAGUCCUCUAACCAAAACAGAGGAUAGUUCAGAUAAGAAAGAGUCCAAAGCAGAAAGUAGAUGUCACCCAGAAGAAAAGGAACUGAAGCAAGUAAAUCAAGAAGAAAAGAAAUGCAGUAACAUGGUGGAAACUAAUGAAGAACAGUUGACAGCAAAAGACAAGACUUUAGAAUCUGAGAGAAGGACAAUUGGUGACCAGGUUUCUCCCAUACAAACAGAUGAAAUGGGUCAGAUUAAAGAAGGACCGGCAACUACCAGCAAAGAUGAACCAAAAGACUUGCAGCAGGAAGAUGAUGUUGUUUACCCUGAUCAAGAAAUGGCUGACACAGCAGAAUCUGCACAAGACUUGCAGCAGGAAGGUGCAGUUGUUCACCCCGAACAAGAAAUGGCUGACACAGCAGAAUCUGCACAGUCACCACACACUGACUUCACACCCAGAGACCAUGACACCAUUACACAGCAGGAAUUUAAAGAAUAUACCAGCUGUAAAGAAGACAUCCACACAGGUUUAGGAACUGAAGAAAUCAAUGCCAUGUUAUGUGACCACAGAGAAGAGGUAUGCAAGUCAUCCACAGGAAAAUUGCAUCAUAUGGAAAUAGGGAGCAAGGAGGAAGCAGAUCUUGGAAAGACUACCAGUCCAACAACACAGGAGAUCUUGGGGCAGAAUGAAGGCAUGGAACUUCCCAAGGAAAGCCAAGAGGACAAAUGUUCAACCACUAAGGACAUCCAAGAACAAGAAGAGUCAGCCUCCAUCACACAAGGAGCCCCCGAGCAAGAAGGAGGAGGUGAAGAUGACGGCCAAGAGUCAGUGCACCCUGCUGACUAUUACAAGACAAUGUAGCCUUGUCAAGACAUUAAACAGCUUUCAGAGUAAAGCAUGCUUGUGACAUCUUGGCAUACUUAAGCAAAGACUGGGAAAACUCAAUCAAAAGGAGCAUGGCACACAAUGAGCGCACAGACCUUUGAUAUUCUAUGAGACACCUUCACUGUAAAAACUGCAUGGUGCCCCUCACUUCAGCUACUGUACAUGUUCUGUGGUCUGCAUAUGUUCAUUGAUUGAUUUCCUCAAUAAAGCUUCA
This is a messenger RNA of Polypterus senegalus (gray bichir), 3928 nucleotides long. Its product is annotated as neurofilament medium polypeptide-like. Gene Ontology annotation, biological process: neurofilament bundle assembly. Lineage: Eukaryota; Metazoa; Chordata; Cladistia; Polypteriformes; Polypteridae. Gene Ontology annotation, molecular function: structural constituent of cytoskeleton. The transcript has 3 exons. Gene Ontology annotation, cellular component: intermediate filament; postsynaptic intermediate filament cytoskeleton; cytoplasm. Bases 1 to 3690 code for a protein of 1229 amino acids. The record is from RefSeq and is a predicted model, not a curated record.